UUGAAAACAAGGGACUAAAACUGGUUGUUGGUUCCUAAUCCCAGUUAAGUCUCGUCGCCAAUCUAUUGAAUGAUAUCUCUCGAAUCGAAUUGGUCACAGAACCUCCAUCAUCGUCUACCCAAUUCCACGAUCGUGUUCAACAUAACUCCACUUUCCCCACCAACCAAACCCCCCCUUUUCUUCUCAAUGGAUCUCUUCCUUUGAAAAACUAUGUCAACCAGUGUCCAACAGGGCCACAUCAAUAUUACCGCUCCGUCGCCAUUUGCAAACGACGGCGACGAUCUGAAGUGCAAUGGGUACGACAACACCUUCCUUGUCGUUUCGUCGCUUUUGUUCGUUCUGUAUCUUACGGUGCACGCCAAGAAGAACAUUAAGAGCCUCGGCUCCUAUAUUAUCAUUUCCUAUUAUGCCCUCCUUUGGCUUGUUACCCUUUUAAACCUCGCUUGGUCUUUUCUUCAGGAAUGGCAGUGUUCUCCUGAAAAGGAAGUUGCGUGGAAUCUCCUGUCAUUAUUUACAACAUGUGGUAUGCUGUGUCUGGAGAUAACCUUGAUUGCUUUUUUACUGAAGGAUAACUACAUGAAUGGCAUGGAAACUCUACCACACACUUUCCUUGUAUCAGGAAUUAUUGUCUUUGUGGAUACCCUUCUUAAGACAAUAUAUGUUUUUGGAUUUGGGGUCCCAUUGUUCAAUCGCAAUGUUGGAAGCACUCAUACGAUCAAGUGGGGUUUGUGGGUAAUCCAUAAGUUAUUGCUUGCUGCAGCAUAUGGCUUUAUUUUAUUUGUACAUUUCUCUGAAUGGAAAGAGAAGCUGCCUCCCAGGCCUACUUUCUACAACUAUGCCGUUGUAAUGUUUGUCUUCAGUGCAAUUACCCUUUUUGCUUGUGGGCUAGCAGGAAUUGGCGCUGGUUUCGGCAGUUGGUUGUAUGAUCUCACUGUGCUUUGUUAUCACUCUUUAUAUCUUCCAUUUCUUUAUGUAACUUUUCUGGCAGAUAUUUUCAAGGAGGAAGACUUCCUUUUGGAUAACGCAUAUUACUCUGAGAUGAAAGAUGCUGGAUUCUUUGAUACUGACUGGGAAUAAUUUCUCAACAAUUUAUGCACGGAAACGACAGACAUCUUUUGUUCUGUGCACUGUAAAUAUAUAGACUUUCUAACUAAGUCAAGUUGAACUCUGCUCUGUCAACAUUUUAAUGAUAUGUUGGAUCUGUAUGACACUAUGACCCUACUGUCUGUGAAAUGCUGCCAACAGGAACAGUGCUUUUGAAAUCCAUCAUAUUUCUAUCAACCAACGACAAGUGAACCAAGAAUCGAGUUGGGGCUUGAAAAUCAAAAUCAGCUCCAAAAUCUACACUAGCAUUGAGAUUUCUUUCCGAAGAAUAGGCAGAGUUUAUUUUGCAAGGCUGCAAAAUUAAAAUGUAUCCAUGUCAGUGCCUCGUGUUGGCACCAGCCAUUGCAUUUUGCAAUUCUAAAUUCCAUACCGAAAGUUCUUGAAUAUAUGCUCCAUUAUCUCCACAUUCAAGACCCCCAUGAUAAGAAGUAAUUGAAUUGUUUAAGGCAUAUAAUGGCCUCAGCAUUUAGUAAUAUGCUACCCUCGAUGACUUGCAAUGCUACUAUUCGAGGCCAUCGGUUUUGGAGAAUGUUGGUGAAAGGGAUCUCCCCGAGAGUUCUUUUGACCUAGAUUAUUUUAUUUUCUAAUAAAUGAAUUUCUCUCGUAGCAAUUGUAAAAUAUUUUGAUUUA
Molecule: messenger RNA, 1734 nt
Organism: Gastrolobium bilobum
Lineage: Eukaryota; Viridiplantae; Streptophyta; Magnoliopsida; Fabales; Fabaceae
Product: protein CANDIDATE G-PROTEIN COUPLED RECEPTOR 2-like
Exons: 6
Coding region: 211-1077 (288 amino acids)
Biological process (GO): G protein-coupled receptor signaling pathway
Cellular component (GO): plasma membrane
Molecular function (GO): G protein-coupled receptor activity
Source: RefSeq, a predicted model, not a curated record